AUGCAAAUCCGACAGAACAACACCAGAGAAGACUGGAAAGAAGUUGCAUAUACUAACAACACGGGAUCUUACCUCCUCGAAACUGAUCAAAAAUUGGAAAUUUAUUUCAUCCGUUCGUCUAGUUGUGAGAGGUUUGAUUGGAGUCUCCAGAAUAUAUCAUGUACCAUAGAGAUAAAUGUGUCUUUCACACUGAGCAGAUGUUCUAUUGACCCAGACUUCUACCCCAUCUUCCGAUGUAUAUUUUUCUACGGAAGUAAGCUAUUUAAAAGUCCAGAGAAAAAUAUUGUGUCCACCAAAGGGCAAUCACCACAGAAAAUUAAGGACUUGACUGUUGUUAAAAGCAGCGGGGAAAGACCAGGAGAUAUCGUGCAACUUAAAUGCAUAGGAGAAGUUGAAAGCAUAAAUGGUCUACCAAGCCAAAACAUAAGGUGGUGCAAGAAUAUUGCGGGAAAAUUCACUGAAAUAUCUCUACAAGACCCUCCAAUCACCGCAGUAGUAUCUAACAGCAAAGAUGGAUGCAUAAAUGUACAGCAGUCGGAGAUCAAUUACCAUAUCAUGCAAAGUGAUGCAUACCUAGAAAUAAUGUGUGAAUCGGGAUAUGACGAAUACACAUUGUCAAGUGAAUGUGGAAAAGGAAGUGCAAAUUCGACAUUAUUUAUAAACACAAAAAAUUCGACAGAAGCAGACGGGCAAUGGAAAGUAUCUCCUAUCUUGAUGUACGACAAAAAUGGUGUUGCUGUCGAUCAGAAUUUCAACACUUACGGAAUUGGUAGGACAAUUCAUUUGUCUUGUAGUGCUUCCGCAUUCACAUCUAACGAACAGAAGAUAGACUGGUGCAUUAAAAAGAGAAAUAAUGCUAACUGGAUGAAAGUUGUAACCCAAGAAGAUGAAAUAAAGCUUUUAACAAAUGAAAGUGGUGGAGAGAUUAUAAUGUUCAGUAGAAUAACCUAUCAUGUAACGGAGUUCGACAAGGUUCUCCAUUUUACCUGUGAGGUUUCUAAAUUCUAUAACAGCUCCUGUGGAUCUGGAUUAAAAUUUUCAAGUCUUACAAUUCGGAUAAAUGGUAAAGAUGUAAUUUUUAUUUUUGUUUUGAAAAAUAUAAUGAAAAUGUGCUCGUACAAUUAAAUAUACAGUUUGUCUAAAAAUCAGUGUAGUUUGCCGAAAGAAUUUUUAUACAAAGAAAUUUUGUUUUCUUCAAUUUAAGCUAAGAACCUUUCAGUCAAUAUCAGAAUGAUGAUACAUAUUUACAGAAUAAUUUACAGGAGGUAAAGAAGAUAUACACUUUUUUUAAGUUUACCAUUAUUAACUUCAAUUUCGCAUUUCAAUAAGGUGAGUUUUUUUCCCUGAACGGGACUUUUUUAUUACGUUUUAAUGCGUAUGCGCUGAAAAGUCGAACGAUAAACGCUGUUUGUGGAUAUCGGUCGCAGAAAAAUUAUUGCAAAUGCAGCAAUUUUAGA
Messenger RNA from Saccostrea cuccullata (small rock oyster), 1457 nucleotides. RefSeq lists its product as uncharacterized. The transcript has 5 exons. Bases 1 to 1125 code for a protein of 374 amino acids. NCBI's taxonomy places the organism in Eukaryota, Metazoa, Mollusca, Bivalvia, Ostreida, Ostreidae. The record is from RefSeq and is a predicted model, not a curated record.